CGGAAGUCGGCCGCCCGCUUGGUCCGGCACUUUCCGCAGCGAGGCCCCGCUCUCCGCGGGCCCCGGAGCCACCCGCACCGGGACCCGCCUGCCCUUCAGUCUGAUGCCCGCCCAGCCCUCCACCCCCCUGGAAUGGAAUGAGUCUAUGCACUCGCUCCGGAUCAGCGUGGGGGGCCUUCCCGUGCUGGCGUCCAUGACCAAGGCCGCAGACCCCCGCUUCCGCCCCCGCUGGAAGGUGAUCCUGCCGUCCUUCCUGGGUGCCGCCGUCCUCUGGCUGCUCUACGCCCACCGCCCGCCCCCCGGCCGGCCCCCUGCACCCAACGCCCACAACUGGAGGCUGGGCCAGGCGCCCACGGACCGGUACAAUGACACCUACCCUCUGUCUGCCCCCCAGAGGACGCCAGGGGGGACUCGGUACCGGAUCGCUGUCAUCGCUGACCUGGACACGGAGUCGAGGGCCCAGGAGGAGAACACCUGGGUCAGUUACCUGAAGAAGGGCUAUCUGACCCUGUCUGACAGUGGGGACAGGGUGGCCGUGGAGUGGGACCAAGGCCACGGGGUCCUGGAGUCCCACCUGGCGGAAAAGGGGCGGGGCAUGGAGCUGUCGGACCUGAUCGUCUUCAAUGGGAAGCUCUACUCUGUGGACGACCGGACAGGGGUUAUCUACCAGAUCGAGGGCUCCAAGGCCGUGCCCUGGGUGAUUCUGCCCGACGGCGACGGGACCGUGGGGAAAGGCUUCAAAGCCGAGUGGCUGGCUGUGAAGGACGAGCAUCUGUAUGUGGGCGGCCUGGGCAAGGAGUGGACCACUGCCACGGGGGAGGUGCUGAACGAGAACCCGGAGUGGGUGAAGGUGGUGGGCUGCAGGGGCAGCGUGGACCACGAGAGCUGGGUGUCCAGCUACAACGCCCUACGGGCCGCCGCUGGCAUCCGGCCGCCAGGCUACCUCCUCCACGAGUCUGCCUGCUGGAGCGACACGCUGCAGCGCUGGUUCUUCCUGCCGCGCCGGGCCAGCCACGAGCGCUACAGCGAGAGGGAUGACGAGCGCAGGGGCACCAACCUGCUGCUGAGCGCCACCCAGGACUUCAGUGACAUCUCCGUCCGCCACGUCGGGGAGGUGGUGCCCACGCACGGCUUCUCCUCCUUCAAGUUCAUCCCCAACACUGACGACCAGAUCAUCGUGGCCCUCAAGUCUGAGGAGGACAGAGGCCAGAUCGCCACCUACAUCGUGGCCUUCACGCUCGACGGGCGCUUCCUCCUGCCCGAGACUAAGAUCGGGAGUGUGAAGUACGAGGGCAUAGAGUUCGUCUGACCCCAGGAAAACGGAGCCGGUGAGCGAGGCCCAGGGCUGGCCCGUCUAAGCUGCAUCAGGACUCAGAGUUUAAAAACCUGAGGACACCACUUUUAUGUGGUGUUUAGUUGAGGCUUUAGUUUCUCGAUUUGGAACCCUGAGGUGUGUGCCUGGUUCAGAGCUUUCCGGAGUCAGGAGCUUAGUCCCCGCUGAGCUGUGGAUGCUCCGAAGGCCAGGGGCCAGGGUCCUGGGCCGGCAGCCGGACGCUUCCCUGCGCUGCCAUCUGGUGGUAGAAGCUGGUCAUUGCCGGCAUCUCAGUUCAAGGCCUGUCCUGAUGCCACCCUUUCCUCCAGCUGACCUCCCUUUUUUUCUUUCCAUUUGGUCUCUUGUUCAAUAAAUAUUUCUUGAGCUCCUACUGUGUGUCAAGCACUGUGCCCCCUCUGGGAGCACAGCAGUGAGACUGAGGUGAACCUGCCCUCAGGUGCUCCCAGGCCCCCCCCCCCACCCCACCCCCCCCCCGUCCUCCUGAACCUCAGGCAUGCAGCCCAGCCUCCCAAGCCCUUGGAGAAGAGCCUGCUUACACUGCAGAACAUCAGCAGGCCGUGAGAGCCGGGGGCAGGCCUCUGGGGACACGUGCACCAGAGGGCUGCAAGUGGGGGGCAGGCUCCCCAGCCCCACAUCAGACAGCUCCCGUCAAGUGGCCAACCCCGUUUGCAGUCAUCAGGAAAAUUCUGUGGCUGUGUAGCACUUUGAAGUUUUAAUUAUUAACAUAUAUUAAUGACAGUAAUUUCCCUUCUUAUAAAAUGGAAUCGCCAAGUCUUAGCAGAGCCGAGUCUUGCAGUCAACAAAUUCAUUCCAAGAAAUGGCAGUUAAGCAGUUGCAGUUGGCAAGGCACUUCCAGGCGUUUCUUAGUCCUUGGCCCAAGGACACCGAGGUGAGGAUGAGGAUGCUUGGCCUUUUCCUCGCAACUGUCAGAAACGCCACGCCUUUGAAGACUGCCGCGAGUGACUGGAAUUUGUACUUCCUGCCCGAGUGGGGCCCUGGGUUCCGGCGGCCCUGCACCAGCACGGGCGCUGGGCGCCUUUACUGGAGGUGCGGAUGGGCCUGCCUGGCGCUGCAGUGUCUGUCUUUGCUUUCGCCUCUUCCCUGCGGGAGUUUUGCAGUCUCUUCUCCCUGGAAACCCUUCACGCACACCUCGACGUGUCUCUUCUCCACGAUCCAGGGUGAAGGCAGAGGGUCCGGUGCAGAGGUCGGCCAGAGCGGAAGCCGACAAGGGCAGCUGCCGUCAGCCCACGGUGCCCUCGCGCAGAAGCUACCUCACCCCCAGCAGAAUGUAGAGUUGGCGAUGGCGGGGCAGGGGCGGGGGGGGGGGGCGGCUCUCAGGCUCUGGCUGUCACCAUUCGGACCCCGUUUCCCCGACUUCUCCCACUUCGAACCUCUGACACCGCCGCUUGGGGGAGCCAAGAAGGACCCCUUGUUCUUGCGCUGGUUGUGUUCCUUCAUCUAUGAGACAAGUCACAGAAGAACAGAAAACAAGCUUUUUGAACGUGACACACUUCUCCAGAACUGGCUGUCACUGGACAUAGCCCGAACGCUUCCUGACCCACCUCCUUGAGGAAGGUCCAGGACAUUGGGCUUGUGUGGUUUUCAAAAUACGGAGAUGGCAUUGGGACGGUUGGAGGACUCGGGGCAGUCACUGAGCUGAGACCCACAGCUGAGGCGCCCAGAAGCACCCCUUCCACACGGUCACGGAUUUUCAGAUAUUUUAAAUCUAGCCUUUACACUCGCUGCUGUAAGGUUAAUGAUUGUUUUCCUUCCUACUGGAGCCAUUGUUUUGUAAACAAUAAAGUGAAUUCUCUUUGUC
Molecule: messenger RNA, 3152 nt
Organism: Phacochoerus africanus (Common warthog)
Lineage: Eukaryota; Metazoa; Chordata; Mammalia; Artiodactyla; Suidae
Gene: CANT1
Product: calcium activated nucleotidase 1
Exons: 4
Coding region: 104-1309 (401 amino acids)
Biological process (GO): proteoglycan biosynthetic process
Molecular function (GO): UDP phosphatase activity; GDP phosphatase activity; calcium ion binding
Source: RefSeq, a predicted model, not a curated record